Candida tropicalis MYA-3404 is the source of this 3480-nucleotide messenger RNA. RefSeq names its product Axl1p (gene AXL1). Gene Ontology annotation, cellular component: mitochondrion; cytosol. The coding region runs from base 1 to 3480 and encodes 1159 amino acids. Gene Ontology annotation, molecular function: metal ion binding; metalloendopeptidase activity. The transcript has a single exon. Lineage: Eukaryota; Fungi; Ascomycota; Pichiomycetes; Serinales; Debaryomycetaceae. Gene Ontology annotation, biological process: peptide catabolic process. The record is from RefSeq and is a predicted model, not a curated record.
AUGGAUUUCUUUUCUGCCACAACUUUACAAACUGAGUUUAAGAAACCUUUAAUUGAUAAAUAUAAAUCAUAUAAAUUGAUUAAAUUAUCUAAUGGAUUAAAAACAUUAAUUAUAUCUGAUCCAACAACUAUUAAUUCAUCAUGUGCAUUAUCUAUAAAUUCUGGAAGUUUUAAUGAUCCUUUAGAUAUUCAAGGUUUAGCUCAUUUAUGUGAACAUAUGAUUUUUAUGGGUUCUUCAAAAUUUCCUAAUGCAAAUGAAUUUUUCAAUAUUGUAAAUUCUUUAGGUGGUAAUACCAAUGCAUUUACAAUGGGAUAUUUAACUUGUUUUCAUUUUGAAAUUGUUAUGAAUACUAUUGAAAUUGAGGAUGAUUUUGGAUUUAAUCGAAUUUUUUCAAUUUUUAGUGAAUUGUUCAAAAAUCCUUUAUUUAAUGAUGAUUAUUUAAUUAAUGAAAUAAAUGCAGUUAAUGAUGAACAUCAAUUGAAUAUAGUUAAUGAAGAUAAAGUUUUAUAUCAUGGAUUAAGAUUAUUAUCUAAUGAAAAUCAUCCAUUUAGUAAAUUUGGAACUGGAAAUAAACAAACCCUUUUAGAGCAUAGGAAGAAGUUAAAACUGGAAGUUGUUAAAUAUUUUCAAAAUAAUUUCCAUUCUGAAAAUAUGAAUUUAGUUUUAAAAAGUAAUUUAUCUUUAAAUCAAUUGCAAAAACUUGUUAUUGCUCAUUUUCUGGAUAUUCCAAAAUUAUCAAAACAAUCUAAAAGAUUAUCUUUGAAAAAUAUAACAAAACGGAAAAGCACUACAAGUAUAAUAUCUGAUGUUUCAAUGGAUGUUUUCACUGAAUUUAAUAAAAUUUUAUUUAUCAAAAGGGAUGGUACCACUAGAUUAAGAUUAAUUUUACCCCUUGGUAAUAGGAAUUUUUAUUAUGAAGGAAUUUGGUGUAAUUUAAUUGGUGAUGAAACUAAAGGUUCUUUAUGUAGUAAUUUAAAAAAUAAGAAACUAAUUGAAUCAAUGUUUGCAUUUACUCAAUCUAUUUCAAGAUUACAAAAUAUAUUGUUGAUUGAUUUUCAUGUUAAAGAUUUAUCAAAGACUAAUGAGAUUAUUGAAUCAAUUUGGGAAUUUAUAAAUCAAAUUGUUUAUACUGAAAAGGAUAUAUUACUUCAAUGUUUGGAUGAAUAUUCAAGAGUUUUCAAAUAUAAUUCAUAUUUUCAACAAAAUGAUUUAUCAUCAAUGGAUGAAGUGUCCAAUUUAUCUGAAUUAUUACUGAUGGAUGAAGUUUCAAUUCAAGAUUUACUUCUAGGUAAUCAUUAUCAAUCUCAUGGAGGAGGAGUAGGAGUAGGAGUAGGAGGAGGAGGAGGAGGAGGAGGAAUAAAUGUUCAUGAUUUUAUAUAUCAAACUAGAAAAACUUUUGAUAAAAACAAAUUAAAUAUAAUUAUCCUUGGUGAAAAACUACCCAAAUUCUAUUCUAAUCAACCAUCUACAAUUAUCAAAGAUUCUUAUUAUAAUUUUGAAUAUCAAAUUUUGGAUUUUGAUUGUUUUCCAAUUAAAGAAGAAUUUCCUUUAUUUUAUAUUCUACAACAUAAUAGAUUUAUUUCAUUAACUCAUGAAGAAUUGGAUCAAUUAAUUGAUGAUUCUAAAAAAUCACAAUUGUUCAUUCCUGAUGAACAAAAUUCACAACCUAAAUUAUUGGAUUAUUCUAAAAAUCAUGAAUUGUGGAUAUCUGAACGAAAUUCAAUUGAUAAUUUUAUUACUUCAUCAAUACAAAUUUUAAUUUCAAAAAAUUCAGUAACAAAUUGUAUUUGUAUGGAAAUGUUUGUUGAAAAAUUGGGUGAAUUGUUGUAUUCUGAAUUUUAUCCUGGUGAACUUGCUUUAUUUUCAUGGGGAAUUUAUUCAAAUUAUGGAAUUUGUCCAUCUUUACAAAUUUGUAUUUGUGGUCCUAUUGUUGGAUAUCAAAUUUUUAUCACCAAAUUUAUCAAUCGAGUUUAUGAAAUUAUUUUUUAUGAAAUACGUAAUGUUGGCUAUAAAAAAUUUGUCAUUUUAAAGAAUAAACUACGACAAGAAUAUGAAAAAUUGCAAAGUGGUGAUUCAUUACAACAAGUUUUAGCAGGGAGUACAUUAUUAUUGGAACAUGGGAUUUUUAAUAUUGAAGAAAGAAUUGAUGCAUUGGAAUUGAUGGAUACAUCUAUAUUAACCAAUGUUCUGAAGAUGAUUGAAUAUGAUUUUAAAUUGACUAAAAUAUUAAUAUCUGGUAAUAUUGAUGAUGAAUAUGCAUUUGAAAUUAGUAAAAUUAUUAAUAAAUUUUCAAAUCAUUUAAAAAUUUAUUUAGAAUUUCCCAUUUUCCCACAACCUUCAAGUAUUUUAUUGAAAUCUGGUAAAAGUUAUAAUUUUACCGUUGAGAAUAGGAAUGAAUUUGAUUCUAACGAUGUGGUUUAUCAUUAUAUUCAAAUUUGUCAACGACAAGAUGAAUUUUCAAGAAGUUUGGCUCAUUUUUUGGCAUUUUUAAUGUCACAUGAUAUAAUGUAUAAAUUACGAACCAAGAAACAAAUUGGAUAUGUUGUUCUUAGUGGAGUUCGAUAUAAUAAACAAACUAUGGGGAUUUAUAUUUAUGUUUCAAGUAGUAGUUUUACUUGUGUUGAAAUUAUGAAUGAAAUUAAUCAAUAUUUAUUUGAAUGGGAAUUGGAAUUGAUUAAUAUGACACGUGAUGAAUUGAUUGAAAAUAUUAAAUUAUUUAUUGAAAGUUUGGAUAAUUCACCAGAAGGAUUACCACAAAAUAUCUUGUAUGAAACACCACCAAAUUGUCAUAGUGAUAAUUUUACCAAUAAUGAUAGUUUUGAUUUACAUAAGAAUUAUUUUGAAAAAAUUGUUACUAAAAAUUAUCGAUUUGAAAAUUCUAAAGGUAUUGAAGAUGUCAACAAGUUGUGGAUUGAAACUAUUGAUUAUGAUAAAUUUAUAAAAUUUUUCCAAUUUACAAUAUCUAUAAAAUCCUCAUUAAGAUCAACAUUAUCAAUAUUUAUAUCUUCAGAAUUUGGUAGAUCAAUUCAAUCAAGUAAUGAUUCAAGAAAGCAAAUUAAUGAUUUAUUACUUGAAAAUAAUUAUCAUUUAACAAAUUUACAAAUUGAUACAUUAUUGUCAGACUCAGGUAAUGAUGUGUAUAAAAUUAUUAAAAAAUUACAAUCUUCAGGAUAUAAUAUUCAAUUACCUAAAUCUACAAAACCUUCAAAAUUGGCUAAUUUGUUGUUGUCAAGAAGAAGAAGUUAUUCCAAUAAUGGGAAUUCAUUAUCGAAAUUACAAUCAAUUGCAAUACAAAAAUUUGGUGAUGUAUAUUCUAAUAAAGAUGUUACUAUAAAACCAACUGAUAUAGUGAAUAAAUUGCAAAUUCAUAAUGAAUCAACACAACUUGUUACAAAUAAUAAUGGUUGUUUAACUACUUUGGAAAAAUUUGCUACUCGAGAUGAUGAAACUAUAGAUGAUUUAGAUAUGUUGCUAUACUAG